CACUGGGCGUUUCUUUGUGGAAGGCUCGCGUCCCAGACAGAGAAAGAACUAGGAUGAUCUAUUGAAACAGGCAGAAAGUCUCCGUCUAGAAUGUAAACAUCAAGUAAGGCUGGCUGCAAAGGAGUUUCUAUCCCGAAGUGAUCUUGUGAAGUGCCAACCUCUGUGUGAGCAAAGUUGCACCAACGCAACGAAGCUUGAGUAAGGGAUCCUGACUCGUCACCUGACUCCCCUCUCUGACUCUCUGUGGUAAAGGCCAUUUGCUACUUGGAAGGAUGCCUGGCCCGACUCGGUGGAAUGGCCUCUUCCACCAGUCUGGGAACCUCCAGUAGCACGGCCAUGGACUGCCCUGACUCCUGUUGGACAGCACAGCCUCACAGACAAUGUUCCUAAAGAGGGCCCUCUACGAGCUGCUCAUUGAACAUCAUUCAGCCAAAGUCGUCACAACGUGAGAGAGUAGGCAUGGUGGUUUGAUGGCAGGCUCUAAGGCGGUACAGUGAAGUGAAGGGGUGGAGCGUCAUGAGCCUUCUGGCACACUAACUGAAGGAACCAGAGUAGCAGGUCUGAUCAGGGAACGCCGGCCACCCAUGGUAUAAAUCCUGGACAGAGACACCUUGGACUGGGGGUGACAGAGGAGAGGAAAGGAGACUGAACCUGCCCUCUACCCUUCCCUUGCCUGCUGCUGCAGUGUGGCUGAGCAGUGCUACUUUCAUACCUCACUCUGAUAUUCCACAGCAAGGCAGGAACCAUGCCGGCCCUGUCCACCGGAUCUGGAAAUUACUCGGGUCUGUGUGAGUUGCUGUGUGCCCUGCCCUCCCAGCUACAGCCCCAUGUCCACAGCCAGGACGACAGCACCUUUCUACACAACAUGUUCGGAGAGAGGAGCCUCCACUCGCUGGUCAAGAUCCAUGAGAGACUGCAGCACUAUGAGGAGCGUAGUCCUGCCCCCAUCCUGGACAGUGCUGGCUCCCUGGCCACUGACCUGUCUGAGGAACUGCAGGGUAAAAGUGCCAGUGAAGAGAUCAGCGAGCUGCUCAAUCUACUGGCUAAACCCCACGUCAAGAGUCUUCUGUCUGUCCAUGACACGGUGGCCCAGAAGAAUUACGACCCCGAGCUGCCUCCGCUGCCCGAUGACAUCGAUGAUGACGAGGUCUCAGUGAAGAUCAUACGGCUGGUCAAGAACAAGGAGCCUCUCGGAGCCACAAUAAAGCGUGAUGAGCACACAGGAGCCAUCCUUAUCGCCAGGAUAAUGAGAGGUGGAGCAGCAGACAGAAGUGGUCUGAUCCAUGUAGGCGACGUGCUGAGGGAAGUGAACGGGGUUCCUGUGGAUGACAAGAAGCCGGAUGAAAUCAUCCACAUUCUGUCCCAGUCCCAAGGGGCCAUUACGUUUAAAUUAAUACCAGCCAUCAAAGAGGAGACGCCAAGCAAGGAGCCCAAGAUGUUUGUGAAGACUCUGUUUGACUACGAGCCAGCGGAGGACAAAGCCAUCCCGUGUAAGGAGGCUGGCCUGGCCUUCAAGAGGGGCGAUAUCCUUCACAUCAUGAGCCAGGAUGAUGCCAACUGGUGGCAGGCUAAACAAGAUGGCCAUGCCAACCCUCGCGCAGGCCUCAUACCCUCCAAACAGUUCCAGGAGAGGAGGUUUGCUCUGCGUCGGCCCGCCGCCAGUGUUCUUCAGCCCCAGAAGAUCUCCAACAGAAGAUCAUCUGGUUUUCGCCGGAGCUUCCGCCUCAGCAGGCGAGACAAGAAGACCAACAAGUCCAUGUAUGAGUGUAAGAAGAGUGAGCAGUACGACAUGGCUGACGUGGCCACCUACGAGGAGGUGACUCCCCACCGCAGGCAGAGCGGGGCCAAGCACAGGCUGGUGGUCCUCGUCGGUCCUACAGGGGUAGGUCUGAAUGAGCUGAAAAGGAAACUGCUGAUCUCUGACCCCCAACACUUCAGUGUGACCGUGCCACACACCAGCAGGCCGAAGAGGAACCAGGAGAAUGAAGGGGUGGAGUAUCACUUUAUCUCCAAAAAUAUAUUUGAGACGGACAUUCACAACAACAAGUUCAUAGAGCAUGGUGAGUAUAAAGGGAACUACUAUGGAACCAGUCUGGACUCUGUGCGUUCUGUCCUGUCCAAGAACAAGGUGUGUCUACUGGACGUUCAGCCUCAUACGAUAAAGCACCUGAGGACGGCAGAGUUUAAACCUUAUGUGGUGUUCGUGAAGCCACCGCCCGUCGAGCGCCUGCGAGAGAGCAGACGGAACGCUAAGGUCAGCUCAGGCAAGGACGACAAGGGAUCUGCUAAAUCAUUCUCCGAGGAGGACUUCCUGGAGAUGGUGAGCACCGCCCAGCAGAUGGAAAGCCAGCAUGGCCACCUGUUUGAGAAGAUCAUUGUCAACGACGACCUGACGGCGGCAUUCAGCGAGCUGAAGAUGGCUCUGAAGAAGGUGGAGACUGACACGCACUGGGUCCCCAUCAGCUGGACUCACUCCUGAGAACCACAGAGAAAGAGUGAAAUACUGUUUGGAGAAAGAAGAAUAUAAAAAAAGGGAAGGACUUUUUAAUAAAGUUGGACAUUUAAUAAUGUCCACUGCGUAGGUGGUGGGUGCUGUUGGGUUUAGGAUGGAUCGUAACACAGCUGGACAGCAGAGUGGGCUGACUUUAUGUGCGUCCCAAAUGGCACCCUAUUCCCUGUAUAGUACACUACUUUGUGAAAGUACUUUCCAAAAGUAGUGCACUAUGUAGGGGUUAGAGUGCCAUUUGGGACGGUAUCUCUGUCUGGGUCUUCCUCUGGGCCCUGUCUAGCUCAGUCAACAUUCAACACGCUGGACAUCUGAGGGCGGGCUGGUCUGAUCUGGUUCUAGUCUUUUAAUCAGCUCGGUGUGACUGCCUAUCAGUGCUGUGUCAGAACGUACUGUAACUUCGGACUCCUUCCUUAGUGUGUUUUUAACAUUAGUUUCUAGAAACCUAAGGGAUUUGUAUUGUUCUGUGGAUGGUGGGUGGUUUGUAUAUUAAUGCAGAAUGGGGGAACAGAUGAAAAUGUUUUUUUGCCUUCAAGUCUUAAACUCAGCUUGGGUCCAAAACGGCACCCUAUUCCCUAUGUAGUGCACUACUUUUGAACAGGGCCCGUAGGAGAAGGGGUGCCAUUUCAGACACAGCCUCAAACUCAGAUAAAUGUUUCCCUUGUGAUUUCUAACGCUUCCAUAGACUGCUACACCAAGGUAUCAAAGCAAAAACGUUGGCAGGUACAGUACACUCAAAAAAGGGCAACAACAGGUGUAAUUUUAUUUAAGAUAAAUUAAUAUAUUUGAAUAUUUUUCUGCAGUUUUACAUACCUUUUUUAUAUACAACAUAUCUAUAGCAUCAUCUGUAAAGAAGCACCAUGACACUGUAAGCUACAACCUGAGGUGAUUUCUGAUGUUACUUCAGUCAGUGUUAUGUCGUCGCACCUCAAAUUCCCAAGGCCCUACUUACACCGGGUGUAUUUUAAAUGGCAAGCUAUUCUGUGUACUGUGCACUACUUUUGACCAGAGACCAAUGGGCCCUGCUUAAAAGAAGUGCACUACAUAGGAAAUAGGGUGCCAUUUGGGACACCGCCUAGGUGUUUUGUCAUUUUAUUUUAGGAGCUAUUUUAAAUGUAAAACCCUCCACCCUGCCCUACUCAUGAUUGUGCCCAGGCAGCAUAACAGUUUGCUAUUUCAACUAGCAGACUUUGGCUCGUCGGUUGUAAGUCAAAUGUUCUCAAUCUAGUAUAAUUAGGGUGGAGCUAGCGUUAUUUUACCCUCAUAAAACAGGCCUAAAACUAACUAAUAGAGGGGUCCAUGGCGCUAGUAGAUUUACAACAGACAGGAACAAAAAGUAGCUGCUUUUAACUUAGCAAGGUUCAGGUUAUAUAGAGAAAGGUUAGAGUUGCUAGUUAUUUAACCCAAGUCUGUCUAUCCCUCUACCAUGUUCCUCCUAUACAGUAUGCUGUCUGUAUCCCUGGGUUAUAUGGCUAGGCUAGAGCAUGUCUUGGAUUGUUUGAUGAGAGAAUAUUUGUUUAUACCAUAUCUAGGGUUGCGAAAUUGCUGGGUGCAGUGACCUCAGUGCCCUUAUGUUCUGUCUCUCUCCGUGAUUUCACACUCUCACAUCACCAAUCAUGUGGCGUUAGUUAGUUAGCUCUGUGUUGAGCUCAGGUCAUCAUGAGUCAUGACGAUGCACCAGAUCUCGCUGUCUGUCUGGUGUUUCUUUUACAGCAGGUUGCCCUCUAUCCCCCUCUUCCUUUAUCCCAGUGUUUUUGUUCAUUUCAAUUGUUGUUAGUAUCGCAGAUAUACCUGUUCUGUAUUUUUCUGAUUAUCAAGAGAUGUUGUAUCUAUUUAAACAAAUAUAUUUGUUUGAGGUUAAGCCACUACAAUACCAUGUUUAUCUACACUACAGGUUUAACCCUCUAGUUUCCCCAUUCUUUCAUGUUUAUAUGAUGUUAGGUUCAUAUUUACCCUCCAGCCAGCCGUAUCAUAGCCUGUGCAGAUAUUGUCCUUCUAACUGUACAUUCAAUUACUGUGAGGCAAGUUGUGUGAUUUCACUUUUUCUUUUUAUUUGUACGUUUUAUAUAAAAAUAUUCACCCAA
Salmo salar (Atlantic salmon) is the source of this 4590-nucleotide messenger RNA. NCBI's taxonomy places the organism in Eukaryota, Metazoa, Chordata, Actinopteri, Salmoniformes, Salmonidae. The record is from RefSeq and is a predicted model, not a curated record.